This is a messenger RNA of Sinocyclocheilus rhinocerous, 1328 nucleotides long. RefSeq lists its product as uncharacterized. The record is from RefSeq and is a predicted model, not a curated record. The transcript has 4 exons. Bases 1 to 837 code for a protein of 278 amino acids. Lineage: Eukaryota; Metazoa; Chordata; Actinopteri; Cypriniformes; Cyprinidae.
AUGAAUAUCGCAUCUUUCUACCAAGGUGCAUCUGGUGUUGAGACAGAUGGAGUCUCAGUAUCAGUGAUGGAGGGAGAUUCAGUCACUCUACACACUGAUGUUGAAAUGAACCAACAAGACCCAAUGAAAUGGUAUUUUAAUGACAUUCGUAUAGCUCAAAUAAUUGCAAAUCAGAAUAGGACCUGUACAGACGUUCAGUGUAAUGAAGGCACUGAGAGAUUCAGAGACAGACUGAAGCUGGAUCAUCAUACGGGUGAUCUCACUAUCACAAACAUCACAACCACAGACACUGGAGAUUAUAAACUACAGACCAUCAGGAGAAAAAUCAUUCAAAAGAUCUUCCAUGUUGUUGUUCAUGAUGUUCCUGCUGCUGAACAAGAUGAAAUUAAGAGAAAGUCAGUGAAGGAGGGAGAAGCUGUCACUUUAGACUCUCGUGUAAUUAAAAUACAGAAUGAUAUGAUGACGUGGUAUUUUAAUGACAUUCUCAUCACUGAAAUCACUGGAGACCAGAGUAAGAUCUGUACAGAUGAACAGUGUAAAGAGAGAUUCAGAGACAGACUGAAGCUGGAUCAUCAGACUGGAUCUCUGACCAUCACAGACACCAGAACCACAGACUCUGGACUCUAUCAGUUAAAGAUCAUCUACAGCAUCCGCCUUCGUCACAGCAUCAGCAUCUUCAGCAUAAAGAGAUUCAGCAUUACUGUCUAUGAUUCAAGUCUGCUUUUAGGAGUUAUAGCAGGAAUAUGUGCUGCUGUUGGUGUGCUGGUCGCAGUGGUGGUUUGUGUAAAGUCCUGUUGCUGCAGGAGGGACCGUAAGACGAACACUGAUGUAUUGUGAAAUAUACUAUGUAAAAUUCCUUUCUAAAGUAACAGUGGGGUUAAAACUUUUUUAUAUCAGCAGGAUGGUAUGACCAUGCUUUAGGGCCAGGGUGUAACGUGUACACUGUAAAACAGUUAUCAUCACUGUGAGAUGGAGAUUCGCCGUCAGUUUCCCGUGUUCUGACAGUUCUUACAGCCUUAAGUGUAGUUGUAUCAAAUUUAAGGCCCUAAAAAAGCUUAAAUGGUACAAGAAAUGUCUUAAUUAUAAUUUCAAGAGAUCUUAAAUUUGGGAAACAGGAGCCACAAUUAAAUUUGUGGUCAUUUUAUAAAACUUUUUUGUUUUUUGAAAACCUGUAUCUGAACUGUAAGUCUUGCUAUUUAUAGUCAUUUUGUGGUUGAAUAUGCCCUACCCAGUGCAUAUGGUAUUAAUUUUAUUUGUGCAGGUCUUAAAAAGCUUAAAUUUGAUUUUAAAAAUCCUGCAGAUACCCUGUUCACAUGAAUAUGCUGCUC